Drosophila suzukii is the source of this 7538-nucleotide messenger RNA. RefSeq names its product Sno oncogene (gene Snoo). Gene Ontology annotation, molecular function: SMAD binding; RNA polymerase II cis-regulatory region sequence-specific DNA binding; DNA-binding transcription factor activity, RNA polymerase II-specific. Gene Ontology annotation, biological process: negative regulation of BMP signaling pathway. Gene Ontology annotation, cellular component: nucleus. The record is from RefSeq and is a predicted model, not a curated record. Lineage: Eukaryota; Metazoa; Arthropoda; Insecta; Diptera; Drosophilidae.
CAAACCGUUCGGACGUGUCGCUCUCCGUGCGAGGGUGUGUGAGUGGCGAAUAAAAAUAUCGAGGAAAAAGCUCGCACGUGCGACGCUUGCAAAAAGUAAUAGGAAAUAUAUAUUUUGCGAGGAGGGGGCCCUGCGAGGCGGAAUCCAAAUAAAUAUUCGAUAACGAGUGCGAAAAUAAUUUGCAAGCGCAAAAAGAUUUAUAAAUAGUGCAACAACAACAGCAACGGCAUCGGCAGCAGCACAAUAAAGAAUUUGUCAGGCGGCGUUUGUUUUUGUUCUCCCUCUCUCUCCCUCAGUCGCACUCGCUGCCUGCUGGCCGCUCGCCUCUCGCCUUCCGUCUCUGUCUGCCGGCCUUCGUCGCGUGUGUGCGUGUGUCGCCGCGUAUCCGUGAGUGAGUGUGUGCAGCGCAAAGAUAAAAAAGUUGAGAAAUUGAGAUAUACGAAAUGAAAUACAAAAAUUCAACUUAAGAAAUUGCGCCGAAGAGAAAUUAAUUUAUGGCGAAAAUUUAAUAAGUGCAGGGCAUAGGAAAAGUGCGCACAAGUUUUACACCGCCGACAAACGCCGGCCGAUAUAUAUUUCUAUAAAUACGACUGAAAUAAUAUCGAAAUAUUCUAAACACGCGACAAAAUAAAGAAAGAAAAUCCUGUGAGUGUGCCUGUGUGUGAGCUAAAAUGCCGUCGGCAAAAUGCUAGAUGUUAGUUAAGCUAGCUGGCAAAAUCAAACAAAACCAAUCAACAAAUGUGCCAAAUUGUUAGGUAAAAGAACCGGACAGAUGGGAAAAUUAGCCUAAAACCACUGGUAAUGCAAGUAAUAUGGAUCCCAAUCGUAGUUUGAAUUAGAAAUAAUAAAAAAUUGUAAGCCACAAGACAGUCACAUUUUUGCAGGGAAUCCAAAGGAUCUAUUUCGAUCUUAAUCAGCUUCAAAGAAAUGUUGCAUCCCUGAAGGAAGCAACAUUAUAUCCAUCAAUCGCUUUCAAAUCAAGAGGGUCACAAUCGAAAACUAGUUAAAAUGGACUACUAGUGCAGACCCAACGAUCGAAACUUGGUUAUCUAAAGUAUCGCCCAAAAUGACCGAAUACGUGACGCCCAUGAUCAGCACCGUCUUGAAGAAAUACCAGACGAGUGCCACCAAAUCGCUCCAGGGUCCAGGACACACCCUAACAGCCGCCGGUGUCCUUGAUAUUGCCACCAAUGGAAGAAGCGACAGUCCUGGCCUGGGCUUGUCGAACGGAAAGUGUCAGGCCUCCUCGCCAGUUGUGGCCCUGAUAAAGAAGGAAAUACUCAGCUCGCCAGAGCCCCAGGAACUCCAUCAUGAGUGCUCCUCGAGGGGCACGCCUCCUCAGAUAUAUCCACCCGCCACGCCCCCCCGGGAACUCUCGCAGCCGAUUCUAUCCGUGGCUGAUGCGGGUUGUGGAGAACUCUACGAGACGAAGCUGGAGGGAAAAACCAUAGGAUGCUUUUCCGUGGGCGGAGAAAUGAGACUUUGCCUGCCCCAGUUUCUCAACAAUGUCCUGAACGACUUUUCCCUGGAGCAGAUCAACAGGAUCUUCGAUGAGCUGGGCAUAUACUGCUCGCAGUGCACGCCCGAUCAGCUGGUGGAGUUCAAGGCCGCCAAGAUCCUGCCAUCGGACGUCAAGGCCAGCGGGCUGAUCACCAGAACCGACGCGGAGCGACUUUGUGCGGCUCUGCUCCACCGAUCGGACCGCAAUAGCUACGUCCCGAUCGAGAGCCUGGCCAAGGGAGCGCUGAGCUUCCACGUCUAUCACAAGUGCUUUGGCAAGUGCGAGGGCAUCUGCACCCCCGACAUGUACUCGUACCAGAAGCCGACCUGCAUCCAGUGCCUGGAGUGCGACGGCUGGUUCUCGCCGCAGAAGUUCGUGGGUCAUGUGCACCGGAAGUUCGAGAACCAGACCUGUCACUGGGGCUUCGACUCCCGCAACUGGCACGACUACCUUCAUGUGGCGCUGGACGUCGAGAACCGCGAAAAGUACCAGAUCGUCCUGGAUCAGCUGAAGGAGGUGGAGCUCAAGGAGAAGCAGCGGGAAUUGGAUCACAAGAAAAGAAAGGCGGAAAUGCUCAUGGAUGACGGUCUCCUGGGCUCGGGGCAUGUUCUUGGAUUGGCCGGCCAUCCACAUGGCCUGGUAGGCGCCUUGGCCCCGCCCCCGCCACCACCGAUGAAGCAGCCGCAGAUGGACAUUCCCAGUGGCAAGAAGCAGCUGCAGCAGCUCAAGGGGGCGUCGUCGGCCGCCUCCACGUUUGAGUACCACUAUCAGUUCAUGUGCGCACACCUGGAAAGGGAGCGAGAGCACCUGCCGCACACGCAUCCCCUGAGCCACCAGCAUCGGGCCGUUCUGGUGGCCCACCCACACGGGCCGCAUCACCACCCACCACCCACGCUGAACUCCGCGUCGGCCUUCCGACCUUGGGGACCCACCAACUCCAAGGCCUUCCUGCACGCAUAUAACGCCACGCUGUCUUCGCUACCCUAUGCCUGCCAGGAACCACCAGAACUCCAGAAUCCGGAGCGGGUCGUGCGGAGUACGGACAAGAGAUAUGCGGAGAGGACCUACCAACCCAACGUGGCCUUGGCCCCGCGCAAGAGUAUUCUGUCCAAGGAGCGGGACAAGGACAGGGAGCGGCUGGAAAGGGAGGUGAUGGUGCGUCAGAGAUUGAGGGAGAAGGAGACGGAUCACCAGGUGGUGCACAUCAAGCAGGAGCGAUCGCAGACACCCCCGCCACCCACGACAUCGCCACCCGAGGUUCUGGCUGCUCCUCUGGACGUCGUGGAACCACCACACACCUCCUCGAGUGGCAGCAACUCCCCGCUACCCGCCCACCUGCCCGCAGCACCAGCCACUGGACCACCCAAUGCUGCCGGAGCACCGCCAACACCCACUAAUCUCCGAAACAUGCGCAGUCCGGAGGAGUUUUCAGCGGGAGGCAGCAAUGAAAUUACCUCCUCCACGUCGCCACACCAUCAGCAGUCGUCGCACCACCAGGUGGUGCAGCAGCCGGCAGGAGCUCAAGCUCCGUCGCAGCACAUCAUAGCCACCGUUAAUCAGCAUGCCAAACUUUUGCCCAGCUCCAGUUCCCUGCCAAACGGCAAUGGAAGUUCAUCGCUGGCAGCCACAAACAACGAACCGAGUCGGAUCAGGAUCAACAAGAACCUGAUGAGCCACCAGCCGGUGGUUGGGGUGAGCGGCAUUGCCCCACAUCACAACCCGCACCACCCAACGCACAUGCAUCACUUCAGCCAUGGGUACUACAAAAGCCAGGCCUCCUCACCCACUCAGUCCUCCAGUGCUGGCCUGAACUUGAGUACCCACUCAUCGAAUGUGGUCAGUUCGCCCCAUCAUCCCAACCAACAGAAGUCCCAGCAUAGUUCGGGAGGAUCCGGGAUCCAUAGCCUUAAAAAUGGUAAGACCCAUUUGGGCAGCGAAUUCGAGUUGUCCACGGACACUGAUGAUACGGACAGUCUGAACGGAGAGCCCGACUCGAGUGCCAUGCUACCACCUUGGGAGCAGGCUGUGGAAUCCCUGAGAGAAACUCGACCCAGGGACCGGGAGAGAGUUCUCAGCCUACUCCAGAGAUUACUGCAGGAGAACCAUCAAUACCGAUAUAAUAACAUCCAACUGAGUGAACUGCUCCACAAGCAGGACGUCCAUAUAGCCGACCUUACGGAGCAACUUCAGAGAUAUCGCAGGCAAUACGAGGAGCAGGUCUGCAAAGUGGAUCUUCGAAAGAUGCCAUUCAAGCCGCAAACCCGGCUGGAGGAACCGGUGGAAGAGGGUCGGGGAGAUCCCGAGGAGGACGAGGACCUGGAGGAAGAGGAAAUGGAGGACAGGGCUAAUAAUAAUAAUCAACAGGAGCCAUCUCCCCUGAUAAAGCCCCCAACAAAUGGCCUGCGACGGAGUGCCACGCCCCUAAACUGUUGUGUGAGUGAAGGGGAUUUUGAAAAGCUAGAAGAGCCAGAAAGCAAAAGAAUAAAGCUGCAGCCCGAAGAAAAACCAGAGGAUCGGCAGGUGGAAGAAGAGGAAAGUCCCUCUAAUAUUUCGGAGCCAGGCGAUCUGGAAAAAAACCAAGAAAUUGGCGAGAAAACCCCCCCAAACAACAAUCUUAAAAGUCCCCAACCCAGUCAAACAUCCAGCGAUGAGGACAUGGACGAAGAUGAAGACGAAGACGAGGAGGAUGAGGAGGAAGACGAAGAGGUUCAGAUAGAAGCCCCCCACAGUAGUGCUUUGGCCACGCCCCCCACGGCCACAACGCCCCUUUCGCCGGACUCGGCGGCAACUGCCGGACAGUUGUUCGAUAGUAGCAACAGCAGCGAUGAGUCCUCGAUGAAAAAGGCCCAGAUGUCCGCCUGCCAUGCACUGGAAAAAAUCAGCAGUCAUGUGGGCAGUGAGGACAACCAUCAGACGCUCGAAGAGGAAAGUCAGGAGGAGGAGGCGGAGGCGGAUGAGAAUCCAGAGGAAGAUGAAUCCGAUGACGAUGAGAUGCCCCUGCAGCAGCGACAGCAGCAGCAGCGCCAGCGGGUGGGCCCUCAGACCGUGCUCAGUGGAUCAGUCCCCGUGGGACACCACCAAGCACCCCCACAUGCCCCCAUGGCAACCAAGGCCAGCAAGAAGCAAACGCCACCAGCACCACCCACUGCAGCCCCAUCCACCACAACAUCAGCAACAACGAACUGCGAGUUACAAAUCAAAAAGGAAAUAACCUAGAGUUAAAAUCCCAUAGAUCCUCUCUCAGAAGAGCUCUUUCACACACACGUCAAACAGUUUAAACUUAGUUAAGAUCCGUUUUUCUUUUGGAGAAGAAGGUGCAGACAAAAUUCAAGCACAAAGCCUAAUCGCACACAUUGUCUAUUCGCAAACAGGAAUAAAUGAUAUCUAAGCUAAGAAAAUACGGCUUUUGAAUUGCUACAUUUUUAAUUAAAAACAUUUUGAACGUUUAAGUACAUAAAAUCAAAGUUAAAAAUACCUUCAGAAAAUAUUUCAAUUCAUUUAAAAUAACUCGAGAUUUCAGAGAUUCACAUAAUUUAUUGGGAGUUUAUAAGCUACUUGCAAUACUUUUGUAGCUAAUAAACUGUGAAAUCGAUAUCGUAUUUAAAAUUUCUGAACUCGAUAUGUAAACCCAAAAGCAAUUUUUCUUACUUUCUUUGCAUAACGUUUCCCCUUAACGAAACCUAUUCAAAAUUUUGAAGCAUAUUUUAAAACGAUUUUACACAGCUUGAAUUGAUCUCACUUUAAAAAAGAAAAGGACAAAAACAAAUUUAUUUAGGCAUCCCUAUUUCGAAAACCUUUCAACGUUGCUUGCAGAAAUUAUAAAUGAAACCAAAGCUUUAAAGAAAAAUUAAUUUGUGUAUAUUAUUCAACGACCAAUUUGUGCGUGUGUUUUUACCACUUACCGCUAAAACUAAUUAAGUUAUUAUUUUUACACUUGUAAGCUCUGCAAGACAAUUUAAAUCCAAAAUAAUAUUCAAAGCGAGGCUUCGAAAACAAAAUUUAGGAAAGGUUUUUCUUUGGUCAGACAGGCAGCUGGUUUUUAUUAAGGAAGGAAAUAUAUUAUAUAUCGCCCUCUGGAAACCGAUGUAAUUACAUUUAGUUGUACCUUAAUUUUAGGUUGAACAGACAAAUUGUUAGAGCAAAGAGAGAACACACAAAAUGAACCCACCACAGAUAACACAAAAUAAAUGCUAAACACUUCUAACGUAAUUCUAAUUAAAGAGGAAAAAUAUGUUUAUGAAUAAGAUGUUGCCGCGUUAAAUUUAUACAAUACAAAUAUGAGUAAUAUUCUACGAUAUAUGAUAGAAGAUGGCAGCAAGUGUGGGAAUAUUAAUUAACAUUAAGCCUCCACGAGAAGCAUAAACAUAUACAUAACAUACAUAAAGAUUAAUAUUUAUUGUAGCUGCUAGUUCUAAAUCGAGCAAUUCUCUUAACUGUAUAAUUAUAGACUUCUGUUCUUCUUCACCUUGUAAGCUUUGCUCUGUAGGCAUUUAGUUUCGUAGAUUGUAACCAUACCACAACAUUUGCUAACUAGUUCUUAAGGCUUCUGUGUGGCGUAGUUCUUUGUCUAUUGUAAAUGGCAUCGAAUGGUCUUCAUUUUUUGUAUAUAUAAUUUUUUCUUCGACGAGAUUAGGGUACUACGGAUUUUAGUUGCCAACACUUUGUGAGAAACAUAUAUGCUAGAUAUCUUCUGGAUGAUAACCAACUGGAAAUAAACCCAAGCCAAGAGCCAAGCGAAAGAGCGCAGAGAUUUCUAAAAUCUAUAAACUUUUGUUAUUAAAACAUAUUUCAUAAAUUAUUUAUGCCUGUGUGUGUUUGUACUUUCUAAAAGAAAACAUUUCGUUCUGUAUUUAAGAAACCAUUUUCUAAGCUACAACUGAAAAAAAGGAAACAAAACUUUUAAACAAAUUCAAACCAAAAUUUGUCUAUCUUAAGCUAAAAUUAUGUAAAAUUGUAUAAAUUUAAAAAGGCGAUAAACGAACCAUUAAAAUAUUAAAUAAAACAUUUAUAAACUAUUUAAAUGGACCUUAAGCAUGAAAAAUUCAUUGUUAUGCUUAUUAAAGAAAGUUAAAUAAAAUAUAUGCGACAAAAAUAAAGAAACAAAUUACAAUUGCUAUGCAAAAAUAUAAAAAAAUUUACUAAUUAUUGUAAAUUAAUUCUCUUAAAUUUUUGUGUUUUAUUUUCCAGACCAGAACCAGUACGAUAAUAAACGAAUUACAUUAAAUAAAUUAUAAAACACAUAAAGCAGAACAACAGUACCGAUUGAAUAGGGACGAAAAAUGGUUAAUCAAAAACAUUAAAACGGUUUUCAGCAAAUUUCGUGUACUUAUGGCCAAAUUUUACAAACGAUUAAAAUAGUUAAACAUACAGAGACGAGAGAAACCGAAACUUUUUUGUAUAAUUUUUGCUAACAACCCAAAGAGAUAAACAACAAAACAAACAAUCAUUUUUAUAUUUAAUCAAUUAAAUACAUUGACAAAUUUUACAUAACCCGAGUGUUUAUAUAUGACAUAUUAUAUAUUUAACUUUAAAUACGAGACGGAACGAUGCCCAAAAUACGAGCAUAUUUGCCCCGCUUACUGAAUGCGACUUCAAAUUGUUAAAAGUUAAACGUGCAAAGGCUAAGGAACCAGAAGAACAAAAAAUCACAAAAUAAUGGCAUAAGUUAUAUAUUAAUUAUUUAAGCAUGCAGCAACAAAUCCGCGUCUUGUCAAAAUACAACAUAUACAUAAUUAUAUGUCUGACGAUUCAGAAUGCAGAAAUAAAAUGUACAAAUUGUGGAGCAAAUUAACAAUAGAAAAUGUAGUGAGAAUUCGGGAGAUAGAGGAGUAUGAACGAAAACAUCAAAUGAAAUGCACCACAAGCAAAUAAAGUUUAAUCAAAUUAAACAGUUCAUGAAAAAACAAAUUUGACUUCAACGUUUCAUAUUUAAGUAGUGCAGAAACAAAUAAAUACAAAGGAAAACAAAAAUAAAUUAUUACACAUGUAAUGAAAACAAAAACAACCAAUAAAAAAGCGAUAAAUAUUAUGCAAAAUA